AUGGUCAACCUCGCCGUUGCAGGCGGCACUGGAAACGUUGCAACCGAAAUUCUCCGCUCCAUAAUCGCCUCCAACCUUCACACCAUUACGAUUCUAACCCGCAAACCCAUUUCGCCCCCCCACGCCAAUCCGGCGCUAACAUAUAAAGUUAUCGACUAUAACGACGUCCCCAGUUUAGUCACUGUACUCACAGGCUUCGAGGUCGUGUUGAGUUUCCUGGUUUCGCAAGACCAGUCUGGAUUGCGCGUUCAGAAAAAUUUGAUAGAUGCAUGUGUGCAGGCUGGGGUUAAGAGGUUUGCACCAAGUGAGUGGGGGGUCAAGAAUGGAAGCGGCAUUCCUCCCUACAAACCGAAAGAUGACAUUGCAGAAUAUCUCAAAGAACUCAACAAAGACAAAAAGGUUCUUGAAUACACCCUGGUUCAACCCUCGCUCUUCCUCGACUACUUCGCGCACCCGCACCCGCUUCCCCCUUCCACCUCCCUGCACACUUGGCCCUUCUUUAUCGACUUCUCGUCCCGGCACGCCAUAAUCCUGGACUCGGGUGACCAACCAAUAAUCCUAACCGCCAUCUCCGACAUCUCCUCGAUCAUCACCCUUGCCCUCUCUGACCCCCGCCCGUGGCCCCCCGUUGGUGGAAUCCGCGGCACUCAAACCUCUAUCAACGAACUCAUUGCACUGGGAAAGAAAUUGCGUGGUGGAAGGUGGACGAUUGAGUACGUCAACAGUGAAGACCUAGACGCAACAGAGGGUGAGGGGUUAGGGGAGCGGUUGAAAACGACUUGGGUGCCGAGGAUGAGUCAUCCAAUUAUUCCAGAGGGCAAGAGGGAGGCCUAUAGUCGAGUCUUUGUGACAAUGUUUUUGCAAGGAAUUGCGAGGGGUGCGUGGGAUGUUAGUGGGGAGUGGAAUGAAAGGUUUCCGGAGUAUAACUUUUGGAGCGCAGAGGAGUAUUUGACGAGGGCUUGGGAAGGGAAGCCAUGACGGGGAAGGAGC
Lindgomyces ingoldianus is the source of this 990-nucleotide messenger RNA. Its product is annotated as NmrA-like family protein-like protein. The transcript is spliced from 4 exons. The record is from RefSeq and is a predicted model, not a curated record. Bases 1 to 978 code for a protein of 325 amino acids. NCBI's taxonomy places the organism in Eukaryota, Fungi, Ascomycota, Dothideomycetes, Pleosporales, Lindgomycetaceae.